This is a messenger RNA of Symsagittifera roscoffensis, 993 nucleotides long. RefSeq names its product dnaJ homolog subfamily C member 4-like. The record is from RefSeq and is a predicted model, not a curated record. The coding region runs from base 46 to 942 and encodes 298 amino acids. Lineage: Eukaryota; Metazoa; Xenacoelomorpha; Acoela; Convolutidae. The transcript is spliced from 6 exons.
AGACAUGCUUACAAUCUUUUGCAUUUAAUAUAAUCAGAGCAAAGUAUGAUUACCAAUCAUGUCUCAGCACUUGCCCUACCACUUGCAUUUCGAAAAAACAUUGGAAAGAAAUCAUAUGGAACGUCUUCGUUAUCUUUGGUGCAAUGCACAUACUGUUUAAUGAAAUCUCUGGCGGUGGCUCGUACUGAUUGGAACAGUAAGAGACUCAUAACGUUCAAAUCCAAGCAGAACUUGUACGCAGUUUUGGGAGUGAACAAAGAUGCGACUACUGAUGACAUCAAACGAGCUUUUCUGUCUAGAAGCAAAGAGUUACAUCCUGAUCGAAAUCCAAGCAGAAAAUCGCACACUGAAUUCGUCAAACUCAACGAAGCUUAUUCGACCUUAAAAUCGUCUGACAGCAGAAAUCAGUACGAUAUUUUGAUGGGAUUCAACCGGUCGUCUCAAUUUCACUCUUCGCCAUAUGGAAGUUAUUCUGGAGGUGCUUCGAAAGCGUACUAUGAAAGCUAUAAUACAUCGACAGGAAAAAAAGAAUGGAAAUUAUACGAAGAGUUUAACCCGAAAACAUACCACAACAGAACUGCUCGCGAAAACGAGUUCAGAAAUAACUUCUACAAAAAUUACGGCAGAUAUCGAGAGAACACGAGUUCGAAUCAAUCUCGGGAAUCUAAAUUGAGACAGCAAAAUAAGGAAAUUACGGCAUGGUACCUCAUAACAGCUUGCUUCCUCUUUCUCUUCACAAUUGCUUCAUCAGUCGCACAAAACCGCAGUAGUCGCUUCAGAGAGAUCGAUUACGACCGACUUAUGUCCAUAGAACAACUGAGGGAACAAGACAUGAAAAAUUCAGACACAAUUCCUGAAAAUCAAGGGCCUAAAAGGAGAAGAUUGAGGACAGAAUUUGCUAGCAGAGAUCACAAAGAGAAUAGUUUGAAUGAAAAGAGUUAAACUAACCGAUAGAAGUAUUAUUUUAGUAGAAAUUAGAAUUUCAAUUUGAAA